AUGCCUGAACAGAAUGCAUUCCUCGCUCAGGUUCCGCUGACCGUAUCCCCGUUCAUCACAUUGCCAAAGGCCCCGACAUUACCACACAAUUACGCCAGCCUGCCAUCCACACUACCACCUUCUAUCCUCAACCCAGACGGGGAUGACCCUUCUGCGCCCCCAGCCUAUGUGACCUCAGGCACCGGCUUCCGUGCUCAUCCAUCAGCCGUCAUUGCCCAGAACAAAGCUCUCCGCGAUCAACUCGAUACCGCUGCCUCCGAAGCCAGAACCAAAGUCCGCGACUGGCGAACCGCCAUCGAUGAGCGCGAGCUAGCUGAAAAGAGAAGGAAAGCUCCUGGCUGGUUAGACAGCGAUGCANAAAUUCUGAGGCCUGCGACUGCGGUACCACCACCGGACACAAAGCCUGGUGCUAGUUUGUUGGAUGCAGAAGAUGACAACACUGAUGCGCUGCGGCCGCAAGAGUCUGGGAAUGACAUGGGGUCGCAGAUGGAUCGCGCCUUUGGCUGA
Aureobasidium musti is the source of this 507-nucleotide messenger RNA. The record is from the annotation of a GenBank genome assembly. NCBI's taxonomy places the organism in Eukaryota, Fungi, Ascomycota, Dothideomycetes, Dothideales, Saccotheciaceae.